Dromiciops gliroides (monito del monte) is the source of this 1297-nucleotide messenger RNA. RefSeq names its product zinc finger protein 330 (gene NOAZFP). The transcript has 10 exons. NCBI's taxonomy places the organism in Eukaryota, Metazoa, Chordata, Mammalia, Microbiotheria, Microbiotheriidae. Gene Ontology annotation, cellular component: nucleus. The coding region runs from base 275 to 1237 and encodes 320 amino acids. The record is from RefSeq and is a predicted model, not a curated record. Gene Ontology annotation, molecular function: zinc ion binding.
CUCGACGCUCUUCCCCACAUCUGCCUUUGGCGCCGUAGCCGCGGUCAGGUUGCUGUCACUCAGCCGCUGUCAGUGUCGGGCCCGCGGCAGGCUCCGCCGUUGGUCUCUGUGGACGCGGGGGGAGCGCGGCCUGCGGAGGAGAAGGCGCCCGCGGCGUCCAGCUGAGCCAUCGUCGCCGGUCCCCGGGGGACGUCGUGUCCGGGCGGUGGGGCGUGGGGCUCUCCGGGUCAUUCACCGCCUCCAGCCCCGGCCACAGUAGGAGAAGGUAGGCACAAUGCCUAAAAAAAAGACUGGUGCAAGGAAGAAGGCUGAAAGCCGUCGAGAACGUGAAAAACAGCUAAGAGCAGCAAGAAGCAAUAUCGAUUUAGCUAAACAUCCAUGUAACGCUUCAAUGGAAUGUGAUAAAUGUCAAAGACGACAGAAGAAUAGAGCAUUUUGUUACUUUUGUAAUUCUGUGCAGAAAUUACCACUGUGCGCACAAUGUGGAAAAACAAAAUGUAUGAUGAAGUCUUCAGACUGUGUAAUAAAGCAUGCUGGUGUAUAUAGUACUGGCCUUGCAAUGGUGGGUGCUAUCUGUGACUUCUGUGAAGCUUGGGUUUGCCAUGGGAGGAAAUGUCUGAGUACACAUGCUUGUACCUGCCCGCUUACUGAUGCAGAAUGUGUUGAAUGUGAAAGAGGCGUAUGGGACCAUGGAGGCAGAAUAUUCAGCUGCUCUUUUUGCCAUAACUUCCUGUGUGAAGAUGAUCAAUUUGAACAUCAAGCCAGCUGCCAGGUUUUGGAGGCAGAAACGUUUAAAUGUGUUUCCUGUAAUCGUCUGGGACAGCAUUCAUGCCUCCGUUGUAAGGCUUGUUUCUGUGAUGAUCAUACGAGGAGCAAAGUAUUUAAGCAAGAAAAAGGAAAACAACCUCCUUGUCCUAAAUGUGGACAUGAAACUCAAGAGACUAAGGAUCUGAGCAUGUCAACGCGCUCCUUGAAAUUUGGCCGGCAAACUGGGGGUGAAGAAGCAGAUGGAGCUUCUGGGUAUGAUGCCUAUUGGAAGAAUCUUGCAUCAGGAAAGUAUGGAGACACAGGAUACCGGGAAGAAGAAGAUGAUGACUAUGAAGCAGAGGAGGAGGAUGAGGAAGAAGAUGAAGGAGGAAAAGAUUCAGAUACAGAGACCACAGAUUUGUUCACUAAUUUGAAUUUAGGGAGGACCUAUGCCAGUGGAUAUGCUCAUUAUGAGGAACCUGAAGACUAAGAAGUACAUUUCUUGCACAUUGGUGGCAUAGUAUCUGACAGGAGUGUGUGUGUGUGUGUG